This is a messenger RNA of Hyla sarda, 2110 nucleotides long. It is a transcript of the gene CALHM2, whose product is annotated as calcium homeostasis modulator family member 2. The transcript has 4 exons. NCBI's taxonomy places the organism in Eukaryota, Metazoa, Chordata, Amphibia, Anura, Hylidae. The record is from RefSeq and is a predicted model, not a curated record. Bases 565 to 1524 code for a protein of 319 amino acids. Gene Ontology annotation, molecular function: monoatomic cation channel activity.
CACCAGGAGACGGGGGCAGCUGCAGCCGCAGUCAAGCUCCGCCGGGCCCGCCCCCUCACUCUGUCAGCAACCUGGGAGUGGCCCGCACCACGACCAGUCCUCUCAUUGUGCCGCCGCACCGGGGAGUGCGCUGAUGCUCUGACCCCCCCAACCGCACCAACCGCUCACCGCCGGCACCGCCAGCAGCGGAGGUCGAAGGGCGGGCGCCAGGGCUACACUGGCGGCAUCUGGAAUGAGGCACCGGGCUGGGGCUCAGGCGGGUCGGUGGCCGGGACCGGCGUCCAUUCACCCACAACUCCGGCCCCUCCGCCGACACCCCCACCGCAAGUCCAGCUGUCGGAGCUCCCACCAUGCCCUGCAGCUGCUCCGACAGCCAUCCAGGACCCCGGAGCAGCGCCUCCUCCUGCACCCGGGCCAGCAGAUCAUCAAUGGACGCCAUAAAAGAAAGUUAUAGAGAGGACACCCUACAAAUGCCUCCAGCUGACUAGCCUGUCCUGCUGAUUUCGGCGAAUAACUUAAAAAGUUUGGACACUUUUCUUGGCUGGACCUUGAAACCACAGAAGAAUGGCCUCCAUAAUAUCUGAAAACUUAAAGUUUUUUUCUCUGUUCUUCAAGAGCAGAGAUGUGAUGAUAUUCAACGGACUGGUAGCAUUGGGAACGGUUGGCAGCCAGGAGUUGUUCUCCGUAGUGGCGUUCCACUGCCCUUGUUCUCCAGAGAGGAACUAUAUGUACGGACUGGCAGCUAUCGGAGUGCCUGCCCUUGCCUUGUUUCUCAUUGGCAUCAUAUUAAAUAACCACACUUGGAAUCUAGUAGCAGAAUGUCGUAAGAGGGCAGUAAAGAACUGUUCGAUCCCUGCUACCUUCUUAUUAUUUGGAUCCAUAGCAGGGAGGGCGGCUGUAGCCCCUGUGACCUGGUCUGUUAUUUCACUGCUCCGGGGAGAUGCCUAUGUGUGCGCCCUGAGUGAGUUCUUGAAACCCGACAAAUUUCAUGAAUUCCCUCUGGGCAAGGGACGAGAAGACAUGGCUAAAUUUCCCUGUAAAGACACACCAACUGAGCUUUUGGUCUAUAAAGAUGAAGUUAUACGGAGACUACAGUAUGAGUCACAGUUUCUCGGCUGGAUUAUGAUUGGUGUCGUUGCUUCAACUAUAUUCCUUCUAAAGUGCUUGCACCAUUGCUGUUCUCCUUUGAGUUACCACCAGGAAGCAUACUGGAGCCAAUACCGUGUCAAUGAGAAGGAUCUCUUCAACCGCACCGCCGAAGUCCAUGCAAAGGUCCUAGCGGCCAGUAAUGUCAAGCAGUUCUUUGGUUUUGUGGAUUUGACUAAAGAAGAACAGGAAAUGGUCACAGCAUAUCCAGUGGAUGAAGCCCAGCCAAGUCCUCAGUGGAAUGAAAUAACAGGGCUAUAUCUGUAUCGGGAAAAUAAAGGCUUCCCCCUGUACAGUCGUCUCCACAAAUGGGCUAAAAAGGUCAUUGGAAAUGGCACAGAUGCUGGAGACAGAGAAAUGGCACUGCUGGCGGUGUGAAAUAGUGAUCAUAUAUCAUGGAUUAAAAGGGGAGUCCAAUGACCCAUGACUGGCUUAGUAAUUAAAUUGAGACAUUAGAAAGUCUAUACAGAAUUACUAUUAGUUGGAACUAAAAGGUACUAAAACUAAAAUAACUAGCACCUUCUUAAAAAUCAAACUACAGAAGGUCCAUACAAAGUCCUAUCUUUUUUUUUUUUUUAUUGUGUCCAAUACUUUGCCUUUCCCAAAUAUCAUAUCUUGCACAGGGAUUCAGUUUUACGCACAAGGUAGUAUAUGUUACCACUGACCAUGAUUCAGGGAAGAUAUCAGAUGGAAUUUGUUAUAGAUAAAGUGUCUGUCUCUGUUAAAAAACCCAAAUAGACAUGUUGGCCGUGUUAGGUGGUUGAAUUUGGGAGCUGAUCAGCCACUACGUAGGGCUCUCUAUUUAAAGGACUUUUAGAAAGCAAUGAACAAUGAUUAUUAUUAUAUAUAUUUUUUUCAAAUCAACUGGUGCCAGAAAGUUAAACAGAUUUGCAAAUUGCUUCUAUUAAAAAAUCUUACGUCUUCCAGUACUUAUCAGCUGUUGUAUACUACAGAGGAAGUUGUG